CUCUGCCCCGCUGCUCACCACUGUGAUACCUGGGACCAGGCAUCACCAUGGCAUGGCACUGUGGGGACCUCAUGGAUUUCUAUGCCAUUUCACAGGGGCUGCACGACCCCCACAUGGCCCAGGAUGGUGGGCUCCCUGAAAUACAGGAAGCUGUGCUGAAAAUGGUUGUGUUGGAGGGCUCAGCCUUACAGCUGAGGGGAGGGGCAUGAAGUAGAAGGGGCGUGGCAUCAGAUGUGGGCAUGGCCUAUGAAGUGGGUGCGUGGCUUUUUGAGACAUGGUGGAUUGAUUCUGCGGUGAGAGGGCGUGGCCUAAGAGUGCAGAGGCGUGGCCUAGGAGUGCAGGGUGUGGACCUCGGUUCCGCCCCCAACUGUACUGCGUUGCUCAAGCGACAGUCUGCAGUUGGAGGCAAUGGGCAGCGGCGGUUCGACGUGUCCGAUAUCGGCCGAGGGCCCAGCGGGUGUGGAGCAGCACCUGGAGGCACGGGGUGGGCGGCUGCCCUCGACGCUGUGGGCACAGCGUGGGCUUCGCAAGUUGUACCUGAGCGGUGCCGGGCUGCGUGACGUCCCGGCCGAGCUGGCGUCCCUACGGCACCUCCGUACGCUGGCGCUGGAUGGCAACGAACUGAUGGAGGUCCCCGAGUCCCUUUGCCAACUACCCUGCCUGGCGUACCUCUACCUGGGCCGCAACGGGCUGCAGGGGCUGCCGCCUGCCUUCAGCCACCUGCAGAGCCUCCGCUGCCUCUGGCUGGAGGGCAACUUCAUGGGUCGCUUCCCCCACGCCUUGCUGGCUCUGCCCGGCCUGCGCAGCCUGCAAAUGGGAGACAACCGUCUGGCACGCCUGCCCUCCUGCCUGCCCCGCAUGGUCGGCCUGCAGGGCCUCUGGCUCUAUGGCAACCGUUUCCAGCACUUUCCCCCAGUGCUGCUGCGCAUGGCUCAGCUCCGCAUCCUUGACCUCGAUCGCAACCACAUUGCCUGCUUCCCUGACCUGCGGUGCCUGGUCGGCCUCUGCCUGCUCUCCUAUGACCACAAUCCCGUGCGGCAGCCGCCCUGCGUGGCUGACACAGUGCAGCUGGUGGGCAGCGGGGCCGUGGAGUACAUGGAGGCGCGGGAGGAGUGGCUGCGGGACCAACAGCAUCUUGAGGAAGAGGAGGCAGAAGGCACUGGGAGGAUCCCCCAGGAUGAUGGAUCCCCACUGCUGGAUGACACACCGUGAGGGAUUUUGGACACACUGAGCACCAAAUCUGAGGAGCACAGGCUGUCUUGGAGCAUCCCAAAUAGACAGGGCUCAGUUUUUGGAUAGAGGAAGCAUCACUCCACUCUGACUGUGCAAUACCUCUGCCCCAAGAAUGGGCAGUGCAGCUCUGGGUGCUUCCUAUGGUACUACCUCUGUGGAUUCUCUCUGCUCCUGGCUCCUUGGCUGAGGAGGGAGAAAGAGGCACUGGUCCCACUGCCCAUUGAGUUUUGGGAUGGACACACAAAGUUCUUCUGCGUGCUAAGCUUCCGUUCUCCAGAUUUUGGAAGAAGGCAAAGGAAAAUCUCACCUCCAGCCUUCACCAUGCAGAGGACCUCCAUGCUGUGCCUUAGAAGAAGUACUGAGGCUGCAGGCUCACGGUCCACAGCUGUAUUUGGCAAUAAAAAGCACAACUCUGGUGUAAGAAAAGCAGUGGGGUCAGUUCUCAGGGCAGGG
Messenger RNA from Meleagris gallopavo (turkey), 1686 nucleotides. It is a transcript of the gene LRRC10B, whose product is annotated as leucine rich repeat containing 10B. The record is from RefSeq and is a predicted model, not a curated record. Gene Ontology annotation, cellular component: cytoplasm. Gene Ontology annotation, molecular function: protein binding. NCBI's taxonomy places the organism in Eukaryota, Metazoa, Chordata, Aves, Galliformes, Phasianidae.